Molecule: messenger RNA, 2930 nt
Organism: Galleria mellonella (greater wax moth)
Lineage: Eukaryota; Metazoa; Arthropoda; Insecta; Lepidoptera; Pyralidae
Product: coiled-coil domain-containing protein 191
Exons: 8
Coding region: 245-2413 (722 amino acids)
Molecular function (GO): phosphatase binding
Source: RefSeq, a predicted model, not a curated record
UUAAAUAGGCUAGGUAUUUAUUAUUGAUUUCGCAAGAACCAUGGAUACGGUAAACAAGUACCACUAAGUAAACUACAAAAAUGAUUUAAAAGCAGCUGAAAAUCCGAAAACAGGAAGAUUAUACAGUACACAGUUGUACAUUGUGUUGAUCAGUUUCACAUUACGCAUUAUUUUUCAAAUUAUUUUCUUUAAUUAUUCAAAAUAUACACGCUCUUUAUGAUAUGGCCAUAAUAGUCUUAACGAAAUGGAGGAUCUAAUAAGAAAAGACAUAUUUAAGCAAAGGGAUUUAUAUAGACUUUCUCCAGAUUACAAACCUUCGGACACAGUACUACGUUUGGAGUUGAGGAGAGAUUUGGUCAAGACUACUCAUAAUCACGGAAUAAUGAAGAAUAUCAAUUGGCAAAGGAAAGAAAUGCGGAAUUCAAAAGAUAAUAGAGUUAAUAAAGAAAUAACAAAAAUUCGAAACGACUUCCAAUGCAGCAAUUUGAAAAAUCAAAUAAUGUUAAAAGAUGCGAUUAAAUCUGUCGAUUCUUUGGGAAAUAAUGGUUACCGGUUUAAUAACAGGUUAUUAAUAAACGAUUUAAAUGAAAUAACAGAUUCUUGUUUUAGUGAAACGUUAGAAGAUAGUGGCAAAUUAAUUCUAUGUAAUGAUGUAGAUUUUAAAAUAUAUAGUAAUCCGAAAAUGGUUGAAAAGGAAAAUCGAAAGUGUAAGACUCAGAAUAUGAAACCGUUCCAUGAAGAAAGUAACAGUAAUUUAAAUAAUCACAUAACGAACAAUUCUGAUAAUGAAGAUAUUAAUAUAAUGCGGGUUGAUUGUACAUACCCUUCUAAAUCGUUAAAGAAUACAGAAAUAUCCGACUGUGAUGUAAAUUCUGUUUUACAAACAAAUAACUUAAUUACAGAAGAAUCUUCUAACAUGAUAGAAAAUAUAAAAGAACCAACAAAUAAUUUACAAACGACACUGAUUAUGAUGGCAAUAUCUUCAAAAUCGAAUGAAAAUGAUAUACAUGAAAAUUCUACAAAUGUUGCAGAACCUUUGAAUUAUGAAGAAUUAACUACAAGGAAUAUACAACAAAAUACAACUGUAGUAAAUAACAAAGUAUAUUGUAAAGAAAUUCCAAAUUUUUUGAAGGUAACAGCAUUUAAAGUUGUAAUUAGCGACAAACAAUUAUCCAUUUUACGUAAAUAUAUAAAAAAGUGGCGAGAUUACGUAUGUAAUAGAAAAGAGCAUUAUUCUCAACAAAGACUACAGACUCUAAAUAAUUUUUUUGAUAAACUUUCACGACGAAAGGAUACAAAUAACUCAUCAGAGUCCAUAAGUAAAUCCAAACAACUUGUACGAGACUAUAGUUCAUAUCAACACAGAUAUAAAAUACAAAAACAUAUAAUUGCACUACAAAAGGUGAAACUUGAAGAGCAAAACAGAUUAAUAGAGGAACUAAAGUAUAAUAAAAUAGUAGAAGCUUCGAGACAAUCAGUCGAUGCUAUGAGGGAAGAAGUACGAAAAACAUAUUAUGAAAUAGACAGACAGUUAAAGCCUAAGAUAAAAUGUCUGACUAAUGAACUAAAGAUACACGAGAUUGAAGAACCGUCACUUGUUUUACAUUGCUUAAAAGUCCCUCAGUUUUUACAAAGAAUGGAGAAAAGAGCUCGUGAAAGAGAGGAAAAACAUGCAAUUAUAAGAGAAAGACGAAGGCAAAUGGAAGAAGAGCGUAUUAGAUUAAAACAACAGGCAGAAUUGGCGAAAGUUGAAAUGGACAAGGAAGAGAAAAUGAAAAGAAUAAAGGAACUUCGGCUGAAACGAAAAAGAGAAAAGAUAGAUGGCAUACGCAGAAAACAAUAUGCUGAAAAAAUGAGAGCACUGGCAGUAAUGGCAGAUUUACAUUAUGAAAAGAAUUUAUUAAUAAAGUAUGGCGUACGGCCUUUUAAGAUAUUAUUAUCUAUAAAACGUGAUAAUAUUGAGAGGGCCAAGGCACAUUAUACCUUUCAACUUAAAAAAAAUGUCUUCCUGCACUUUAUGUGGUACACUGAGGAUAUGUGGUUUGAAAGAAAUUAUAAAGCUGAAGAUUUUUAUAGAAAGAAAAUACUGAAGAAAGCAUUCAAUAGUUGGAAACUGGCUUAUCGUACAUUUGUCAUAAAGAAGCAAGUAGCCGAAGAUUAUUAUGAUUUAUAUGUAACACAGUUAGUGUUUAGAAAUUUUUGUAAAGGAAUAGAAAUUAUCAAGAAAGAGCAAGAAUUAAAAUUACAGAAAGCAAUAAUAUAUCAUAAUAGCAACUUGAUGUUCAAGAUUUUCACAUGCUGGAGAACUUUACCGGCUUUAAAUGCUUUGAAAAGAGAACAAGAAGCUAGAAAAGCAAGAUGGAGAGAAAAGGUACUUUUAGUAGUUCCCGAUUAUAAACCUCCUGAAGAUUAGCAAAAUUAUGUUUAAGAAAUUCAAAUGCUCCAAAAGAUUAGGAACCAGUUUACACGAAUGAUGCAUUUCAUAACAACCGCUGUUGGAAGUGUACUACUUAGUUUGUUAACAGUACGCCCUCUUAAGGGAAUCCCAGUUCAAAGCGGCUUUUGAACUCUCUAAUAUCUGAAGCUAUUUAAUUUCAAGGUUCUGAUUCAAUUAAUAUUCAAUUUCUAAAAAUUAUAAAUUAAGGCUACUUGAUAACAUUAGUCAUAUCAACGUACAUACAUUUUUCACUUUUUUUAGUAGUUUCAUUGUUAUAAAGUAUUAAUAGUGAUAAAUGUAUUACUUAAGCUUAAGUGAUAAAAUUGAUUCGAAUUCUGUAAAUAAAAAUAAAUUGAUAUACAAAAUUGUUAUAUAUUAUUUGCCUAUAUAUUUUUAAUCUUUUAAUCUAGUUAUUUUUAAUAAUAUACGAUUCGCUAAUUUAGACAUUUCGUCGUAUUAUUCUGUGAAGUUUAUCAUUUACUAGUAAAUUUUA